CUAUCAUUUGCUGACGAUCAUGCUGGCAUAACAAAUAUCCUAUGUCACAAGUCCAAAAUGGCUGUGAUCAAUAGCUCAGAAAAGUUUCCUUAUAAGCAGAGAGAUCUCCAUUGGGGGAAUGUCACGGUGGGAGUCACAAGUCAAAUUUUUUCUACCACUCUUGACCUUCUUCACUUCUCUUUUCACACAUGCUGCGAUGUACGGUACUCAUCAUCAUUCUAUAUUAUAUCAAAUUUAUAUACGCUAUACCUGUCAAUUUUGACGAUAGUCAAGUUCGCCAAUUGCAGCUUUCUAGCACGGGAGAUAUAAACAAACCUUGCGGGUAUGCUGUGGUGUCAUGCAUAGCGUUGCCAGGGGAUCCUCUCGCAAAGCCAAUUCGCUGCGGAAAGCUUACUAAAGCACCGGUUUGUCGAAAUGGUUCUAGCGAACAAUGUCAUUCAUUUUGCGAACAAGAGAGUGGCGACCAGCUUUGUACAUUUGCGUUCGCGUCAUGCUGUUCACAAGGCUAUGACGGUUGUGUAGCUACUCGACCAAAGGAAAUAUUGGAAUAUAAUGGAUCGAAUAUAUGGUCAUAAUUGUAUCAUCCUGUAGGCAACAUUCACUGAGACAUCAAUAUCCCUGGAUGCAUGAUAUCGCUAGGAUAUAAUGAAAGUCUCACUCCUUAUUUGUAUAAGAAAAA
Molecule: messenger RNA, 679 nt
Organism: Umbelopsis ramanniana AG
Lineage: Eukaryota; Fungi; Mucoromycota; Umbelopsidomycetes; Umbelopsidales; Umbelopsidaceae
Exons: 2
Coding region: 189-575 (128 amino acids)
Source: RefSeq, a predicted model, not a curated record